GUGACAUUUAUGGGUCGUAGGUUAUUUGUUUGGAUAAUCAUUUUUCGGGAACACAAAGAACAUCUUAUCUUAAUGGAAUAUCAAAAUGCCCUUGCCAUCGUCUUAUUCUCCAAACUAUUUUUCCAUAGACGAUAUCUUGGCAACGCAAGAGCGCACGCCUUGCAAGUUCUUACUGAAUGUCCCAAAAAUGGGUCAACUCAAUCCAUCAGCUGCUGAACGAGACCUUAAAGCAGGGACCUCCUUGGAGCUUCCACUUUGGCUCGUGAUAGAAAUGUCCGCUGGACGACAGCCUAUCAUCACUCCAGAAUUGCCGAAAGUAUUCAGAGAAUCUUACAGAGAGAUACUAAAAGCUGAUGCAUGUGCAGUCGAUCUGCACAAGUACAGCUUGCAUUUUUAUGAAGUCGGAUCGUAUGUGAAACACUUUGAUCGCAGAGGAGAUGUUCAUGAGAUUCUUUUGCAUACGUUCAAGACGAGAUAUAGGCAGUUGAUGGACUUGGCAGACAACAGUGUAUCGGAUCCCUCAGUUCAACAUUCCUUGGACACGCUAGAAAAGAGAAUUUUCGUUGCGUCUCAUUCUGCAAGGACGAAACUGAACAGCUGGCUAAUCAAGUCAGGAUCACCUCUUGAAGCUGCAGAGUUGGUAGUCAACCACAAGAAGCGUAAGAGAGUUGAUGUUGAUGAUAUGAAAUAAACAUUUGUAUGUUUUUGUUAACAAUAUUUUAUACUACAUGGCAGCAUAACGAGCGACGAUGUUAUUGGCGUCUAUCUCGCAGCGUGACGAGCUCUCAAGGUCACAAAUUCGCAUUCUAAGAUGUCAUAAUCUCGUUAAAGAACGUGGAUAUGAAACUGCCGUGGAGAAAAUUUUUAAGGCUUAUUUGUGAAGACUCAAAAUUGUCUUCACAACUUUUUUCUAUAUUCAAUAUUUAUCGGACCAUAACAAAAAAAAAAGUUGCUCAAAAAUUGUUCAGUUCCUGUCUAUAGUAAGCCCAUCAAAAAAAUGUAUAUGAUUCAAAAACACAAUCAAUGUAAAAAAUAUAUAUUCACAUUAAGUACAAAUUCAAUAUUUCACGUAUCAAUGAUUAAUAAAUUCAAAAUGUAAUGGCGGCAUAUUUUUGGGUUGUAUAUACAUUUUUGUUUUGUCUAGCUCCAAAUGAUAACCAGACUUGAUUGUUACUUUGUACAUGGAUAAUAUCGAUAUUAUGGCUAAUUUUAUAUUCAGUGUUGUUAGACGACGAUCUAAAAUUGAAAAAUAAAAAAUUAUUCAAGAAACACAAACAGAA
Acanthoscelides obtectus is the source of this 1280-nucleotide messenger RNA. The record is from the annotation of a GenBank genome assembly. Lineage: Eukaryota; Metazoa; Arthropoda; Insecta; Coleoptera; Chrysomelidae.